AUGGCGGCUUCAGGGCACGAGCGGCGCUAUAUAAGCAAUAGUCACUUUGGCGACAACACCAACAUCUACCAAGGCGAUGUCCAUCUCCACAUACCCCACAAACAGGCCCGUGCGGAAGUCAAAGCUGUCUGUGCCAUUCCAUAUCCGCGCAACGAAGAUUUAGUCUCUCGUCCGGACCUUAUCAAUAAGCUAGACGAGCUAUUGCCACAAACGCCAGGCUUCUAUAGCGCCGCGCUUUGGGGCCUAGGAGGCUCGGGCAAAACGCAGCUUGCACUUCAUUACGCGUAUCAACGGUGCAACGGCAGUGAAUAUUGCGUCUUCUGGGUGCAUGCCGACAGCGAAGCGACUUUUACAACUGAUUACAAGACAAUUGGCAAGAAGCUCGGAGUCAGUGAGACGCUCGAUGGAUCAGAUCUACUUGACGCGGUGCGCAGUAGCAUCGAAGCACAGCCACAAUGGGUUAUCAUCUUGGACAAUGCCGAUGAUCUAAAGUUGUUUGGAGUGGUUGAUUCGAAUCGGACGAAUGAAAGUCUGUACAAGUACAUCCCUCAAGGGUCACACGGGACGGUACUCUGGACAAGCCGUGAUAAGAAAAUCGAAGGCACACUUGUCGGCUCGACUCGAGGCAUUAUGGUUCCCCCCAUGACAAGAGAUGAAGCGACAAGUCUUCUUGUAGCAGCUAGCGGCGAUGCGUCAGCUGUGGCAGACACAGAAAUCGAUCGGCUUCUAGAAGAGCUACAGCGACUUCCAUUGGCAGUCUCGCAGGCUGGAGCAUACCUACGGCGAACAUCGAUGACGAUUAAAGAAUACCUUGAACUCCUGAUGCAAGGCUCAAGCCGAUGGGAUCUUCUCAAGACGAAUGAUUUUGAUCGGCAUAGGCGACCGGAGGUGUCAAAUAGUGUGCUUGAGACGUGGAAGAUCUCGACAAGGCGAAUUCGAGAGGAAAGCGAGUUAUCGUAUCGCCUUCUCCACAUAAUUGCAUACGUGGACAACCAAGAUAUACCCUAUGAGCUGAUCAUGGCAGCCAGCCAGUACGAUGUUGGCGACAAGGGCAAAGCCAAGCAGAUUUCUGACACCGAAGUUAAGCAGGCCAUUACACGGCUAGUGGAGUUUUCAUUUCUUGAUAUGCGUCGAGAGGAGGGAGGUUUACAGAGCUAUGAGAUGCAUAAACUCGUACAAGAAGCAGUUCGAUAUGGGUUGUGUACCCAAGGGCGGAUGGAGAUGGCCCAAGGCAUGAUUACAACAACUGGGCAAGACAACACGGAGACUGGAGAGGCAUACUACGCGAGUAUGACUCUGCAGAUAGUGGAUGAUAUGUUUCCAAUAACAGAGAAAACAUCGUGGGCAACAUGCGACAAGUAUAUGGCUCAUGCUAUACGAGUGGGAGAAUGGGCAGAGGUGAGCGGCAAGAAGGUUGAAACAGUAAAAUUACUCGACAAAGUAUCAGGGUUUCUGUACGAUCGAGGGCGAUGGAGAGAGAAGGAGCCACUUGACUUGAGGGUGUUGGAUCUCCGGCGAGAGACGCUUGGAGAGAUGCACCCAGGUACAAUCUGGAGUUUGGCAAGUCUUGCAGGAACAUAUUUUGAGCAAGGCCGAUAUGACGAAGCUGAAAGAAUAUGUACAAAGGCAUUAAAUCUUCGACAAGAGGUGCUUGGAGAAAAGCACCAACACGCAAUUUGGAGUAUGCAACUGCUUGCGGUUAUAUAUACUGAACAAGGCCGAUAUACUGAAGCUGAAGGGAUUUGUAAACAAGCAUUGAAUAUCCAAUGCGAGGUGCUCGGGGAAAAUCAUGCUGAUACAAUGUGGACUAUGUCAUACCUUUCGGUAGUACAUAUUUGGCAAGGCCAAUAUAGUAAAGCUGAAGGGAUUUGUAAGCAGAUACUGCACUUUCGACGGAAAGAAUUUGGGGACAACCAUCCAGAUACUAUCAAGAGUAUAAGAGACCUUGUGGAAACAUACUAUGGACAAGGCCACUAUGAUAAGGCUGAAGAGUUACAGAAACAGGUACUGGAUCUUCAACGAGAGGUAAUGGGGGACAAGCAUCCGUAUACAACUAGGAGCAUGAAAGACCUUGGAACAACAUACUUUUGUCAAGGCCGAUAUCACGACGCUGAAAGAAUUUAUGAGCAGGCAUUGGUUAUUCAACGGGAAGUGUUUGGAGAAAAUCAUCCAUUUGUAUUGCAAACUAUGGGAUGCCUUGCAAGAGCAUUAAGCGUACUGGGCCAGUAUGACAAAGCUGAAGAAUUACAAAGGUCGGCAUUAGAACUUCAACGGGAGUUGCUUGGGGAGAAGCAUCCGGACACAAUUACGAGCAUCAGACGCCUUGAAUUGAUAAAGGGUGACCGAGGCCGGAAAAUCAAGUGGAAACCAGGCCGUGGAAAUUUGAGGGGAUUUCUACAUAGUAGAUUUAGGAAAUCUAAAGAGUAGGAAUAAUAAUAAUAAAAAAAGUAUGACCAAA
Molecule: messenger RNA, 2458 nt
Organism: Trichoderma atroviride IMI 206040
Lineage: Eukaryota; Fungi; Ascomycota; Sordariomycetes; Hypocreales; Hypocreaceae
Source: RefSeq, a predicted model, not a curated record